AUGGCGCUGGCGGGGCCCCCGGGGGGCGCGGGCUGGACCUGGCGGCCAGUGGCUCGGGACGCGCUCCUGGCGCGGGCCUUCCACUCCUGCACUGAGCUGCGGGGCCGCUUCUACCUGGUGGGGGGCCUCCCGGCCGGAGGGGCGACAGAGCCGAGCGGCGACACAGUGGUCUUCGACCCGGCCGCGGGCCAGGCGGUGCAGAUGGGCGCUCGGGGCGGCCCGCGGCGCAGCCACCACGACGCGGUGCCCGUGGGCGGACGCUGGCUCUGCGUGGUGGGCGGCUGGGACGGGGCGCGCCGCCUGGCCACGGUGGCCGCGCUGGACACGGAGCGCGGAGUGUGGGAGGCGUGGAGCGCGGCCCCCGGCAGCCGCCCCCCUGCCGGCCUCAGCGGCCACACCUGCACCCGCAUCUCCGACCGAGAGCUGCGGGUAGCAGGCCGGGAGGGCGGGACCCGCACUCAGCGUCGCUACGGAAGCAUCUACACGCUGAGGCUGGACCCCGGCGCCCGCACCUACUGCUAUAAGGAGGAGGGCUGCCACACAACCUCCCGCUCGGGUCACUGUGCCGCCCUGCUCCGGACUCCCGGGCCCCACCCAGCUCACCAGCUGCUGCUCUUUGGGGGUUGCAACUCGCCUGAACCAGAAGUAGCUGGGCAUUGGAGUCCGGGGAAGAUUAAGGAGGAACCACCUGCUGCCCUCCAUUUGAUGGAACAGCUUGCCAGGCUUGUGAGCACUGGGCAGGGGUCCCAGCAGGGGCCUCGGGGACUUCGGCAUCACUCAUGUUCUGUGGUGGGGCCCUUCGCUGUGCUGUUUGGUGGAGAAACUCUGACCAGAGCCAGAGACACCAUCUGCAAUGACCUCUACAUCUAUGAUACCCGCAAGUCCCCUUCCACGUGGUUCCACUUCCCUGGUGCAGACCAUGGGCUGAAACGCGUGGGCCAUCGGACCUGCCUUUGGAAUGAUCAGCUUUACCUGGUUGGGGGUUUUGGCGAGGAUGGCAGGACACCCAGUCCACAGGUUUGCAUCCUGGACCUAUUUAUCUAA
This is a messenger RNA of Neomonachus schauinslandi (Hawaiian monk seal), 1044 nucleotides long. RefSeq names its product kelch domain containing 9 (gene KLHDC9). The transcript has 4 exons. Lineage: Eukaryota; Metazoa; Chordata; Mammalia; Carnivora; Phocidae. Bases 1 to 1044 code for a protein of 347 amino acids. Gene Ontology annotation, molecular function: cyclin binding. The record is from RefSeq and is a predicted model, not a curated record.